AGCCAUCCGCCUUUAGUUCCUUGGCGUCUGAGAGGAGAAACAUGUAUCGAUUCCGUUCACGGGCAUCCACGGGGAUUUCUGCCGCUGCUACAGCUUUGCCUAUCGCCUGCUUUCCUCAAUCGCAUCCGCUGCCUCGGUCCGGGAAGCCGGCCUCACAGAGACGUUUCUAUAAUAAAAAGCGCUCCUGCUCUUCCACCGGCUGAUUGUCAGCGCCGCCCGGGCGAGGGGGAAAAACAAAAGCCAGGCCGGAGAGAACCCCAGCGAGGGAGCACCAGGGAGGAGCCGCGCGCCUAGCUGUCGCCGCUACAAGGCCGCCGCCAUGCCCAAGUCCAAGCGGCGAGGAGGGGGUAACCCGCGCGGAACGUCAGGUGCCCAGCACAGAAAUGUGCAGUCUUUUAGUGAUGAAGAUGCAUCAAUUGAAACUAUGAGCCACUGCAGUGGCUUCAGUGAUCCUUCCAGCAUCACUGAGGAUGGGCCUGAAGUUGAUGAGGAAGCAACACAAGAAGACUUGGAGUACAAGCUGAAGGGAUUAAUUGACCUUACGUUGGACAAGAGUGCGAAGACAAGGCAGUCGGCUCUUGAAGGUCUUAAAAAUGCCCUCUCUUCAAAAAUACUGUACGAGUUCAUCCUGGAAAGGAGAAUGACGCUAACAGAUAGCAUUGAACGCUGUAUAAAGAAAGGCAAGAGCGAUGAGCAGCGUGCAGCAGCAGGAUUGGCUUGUCUGCUUUGUGUGCAGCUGGGGUCAGGAAUUGAAAGUGAGGAAUUAUAUAAGACCCUUGCGCCGGUUCUGAAGAAGAUUCUCUGUGAUGCGUCAGCAAGUGUACAAGCAAGGCAAGCUUGUGCCACCUGCUUAGGAGUCUGUUGCUUUAUUGCCACUGAUGAUAUCACAGAAUUGUAUACAACCAUGGAAUGCCUGGAAAAUAUCUUCACGAAAUCCUAUCAGAAGGAGAGGAAUCCAAAUAGCAUUUCCAGUACCCAGAAUACAGUUCUUCACAUCAGCGCUCUCUUGGCAUGGACGCUUCUGUUAACCAUCUGCCCAAUGAAUGAAGUGAAGAAGAAACUUGAAAUGCAUUUGCAUAAAUUUCCCAUCCUAUUAUCCUGUGACGAUGUCAACAUGAGGAUUGCUGCUGGAGAAACCUUGGCUCUUCUGUUUGAACUAGCAAGAGAAACAGAUGGGGAUUUCUUUUAUGAAGAUAUGGAGCUUCUAACACAGAAACUGAAGGCUCUAGCUACAGAUGGGAACAAGCACCGUGCUAAAGUGGACAAAAGGAAACAGCGGUCUGUCUUCAGAGAUGUCUUGCGAGCAGUAGAGGAGCAUGACUUCCCUACAGAGACAGUCAAAUUUGGACCUGAGCGCAUGUACAUUGACUGCUGGGUUAAAAAACAAACAUACGAUACUUUCAAGGAAAUCUUAGGAUCGGGGAUGCAAUACCAUUUGCAGUCCAAUGAGCUUCUCCGGAAUGUCUUUGAACUUGGGCCGCCACUGAUGCUUGAUGAGGCAACUCUUAAAUCCAUGAAGAUACCCCGUUUUGAAAGGCAUUUGUACAACUCUGCAGCAUUCAAAGCCCGGACGAAGGCUCGAAACAAGUGCCGUGAUAAAAGGGCCGAUGUGGGCGAAGUGUUCUAGAGCAAGCUCUUCUGAAGACCUUCGACUUUGUUCGGUUAAACUGAAUUCCUGUUUAGUGUGAUUAAUUGUGGUGUUCAAAGUGAAAUGAGACUUUUAAAAACUGUAUGUACCUCUUAGAUAUCUUCUUGCCCAUCUGUAGAACAAGGUUGCAUAUUAGCUCCCUAGAUGGAUCUGUAGCGUAGAUUAGAAUGUAAUCUGAUGAGGGAGAGAGAGGCGGCUUUUGUAGCACUUUAUUGGUGAGUAAGAUAGCUUGUGAAUCUGGCAUAAUUAUUAACAACACUUGGUUAAAUGGUGCUGAGGGUUGCUUUGUUUCAAGGCUCAUUGUUUUUAGCAAUCUAAUAAGAUUGGGGGGGAAAUUCUAAUAAGAAUAUCUGUAGGGUUAAGCAUGCCUCUAAACAAGCUAUUUUAUAGACCCGCGUUUUAAAAUGAAACAUCCUGGCUGUGGCAGUGACCUCGGUGUACUUGCCAUGGACCCCUCUAGCUUGGCACACAGCCUUUACAGUGAAGUAGCACAUGAAAUCUUUCAAGAAAUGUUGCGCCUCAUAUGCUGAAACUUGGAUAAUAAAAGCUAUUUAUAUCUGAAA
Messenger RNA from Lacerta agilis (Sand lizard), 2211 nucleotides. It is a transcript of the gene IFRD1, whose product is annotated as interferon related developmental regulator 1. The record is from RefSeq and is a predicted model, not a curated record. The transcript has 12 exons. Gene Ontology annotation, cellular component: nucleus. Lineage: Eukaryota; Metazoa; Chordata; Lepidosauria; Squamata; Lacertidae. Bases 320 to 1627 code for a protein of 435 amino acids.